This is a messenger RNA of Trifolium pratense (red clover), 1398 nucleotides long. RefSeq names its product transcription initiation factor IIB-2. Gene Ontology annotation, molecular function: TBP-class protein binding. Gene Ontology annotation, cellular component: nucleus; transcription preinitiation complex. Lineage: Eukaryota; Viridiplantae; Streptophyta; Magnoliopsida; Fabales; Fabaceae. Gene Ontology annotation, biological process: transcription preinitiation complex assembly; DNA-templated transcription initiation. Bases 77 to 1015 code for a protein of 312 amino acids. The record is from RefSeq and is a predicted model, not a curated record. The transcript is spliced from 7 exons.
ACUCUAGUAGAUCAACAAAAAUCAGUCUUAAACAAGUCACUGAAGUCAGACGCAAAAUCCUCUCUCUCAGACGAAAAUGUCGGACGCGUUUUGCAGCGACUGCAAGAGAGAGACUGAAGUCGUUUUCGAUCACUCAGCAGGCGACACAGUCUGCUCCGAGUGCGGACUCGUCCUCGAAUCUCACUCCAUCGAUGAGACUUCCGAGUGGCGUACCUUCGCAAACGAGUCCAACGAUAACGAUCCCGUUCGUGUCGGUGGUCCAUCUAAUCCUCUCUUAACCGACGGCGGUCUCUCCACCGUCAUCGCCAAACCUAACGGAUCUUCCGGCGAGUUCCUCUCUUCUUCUCUCGGACGUUGGCAGAAUCGUGGCUCUAACCCUGAUCGUGGACUCAUCCUUGCUUUCAAAACCAUCGCUACUAUGGCUGAAAGGUUGGCACUUGUUGCAACCAUCAAGGAUCGAGCAAAUGAGAUAUAUAAGAGGGUUGAAGACCAAAAGUCUAGUAGAGGAAGAAAUCAAGAUGCUUUGUUGGCUGCUUGUCUCUACAUCGCUUGCCGACAAGAAGACAAACCGCGAACUGUAAAGGAAAUCUGCUCCGUUGCCAAUGGGGCCACAAAGAAGGAAAUUGGCCGAGCAAAAGAGUACAUAGUGAAACAACUUGGUUUGGAGAAGGGUCAGUCUGUGGAGAUGGGCACAAUACAUGCAGGGGACUUUAUGAGGCGAUUCUGUUCCAAUCUUAAUAUGAACCAUCAAGCUGUUAAAGCUGCUCAGGAAGCUGUGAAGAAAGCAGAAGAAUUUGAUAUAAGGAGGAGUCCUAUAUCGAUUGCUGCUGCAAUUAUAUACAUCAUAACUCAGCUUUCUGAUGAUAAAAAACCUCUCAAAGAUAUAUCAAUUGCCACAGGAGUCGCAGAAGGAACUAUUAGGAACUCCUACAAGGAUCUUUAUCCCCAUGUUUCAAAAAUAAUACCAACUUGGUAUGCAAAGGAGGAGGAUUUGAAGAAUCUUUCUAGCCCUUGAAUUAUAGAGAAGAACAUCCUAAUUUGUCAUUAGAGAAAACUGUUUCGGAUUCACCAAACUGUUCAUUAAAAAUUAAAUUGCCCUUCCUGGAUUCUUUUGUGGUUUUCCCUGUCAUUCCUUACCAUCAAUCACACCUUUUUUUGGAGUUUAUUGUAAAAACCUCCCAAUUAGAGUACACAUUAGGAGUGGGGCUCCAUAUAAUGCAUGGAUUCUAACUUUGUGGCAGCAUAGAAGAGUUAAUGCCGGUGAACUCACCUGCAUGAAUUGAUAUCUCUUUUGCUGUUUUUGCCUAUAUGUUGCAGAUUACAAAAUAUACAUAGUGGACCUGACUAGCAUCAAAAUCUAUUUUGGUUGGAACUGUUUGAUUGCAUAUGUUUGUUCAA